GACGUUUAUGAAAAGUUUAGAAAUAUUUCUUUGAAAAUAAAAACUGUAGAAAAUCUGAGUAUAUCGUGGUUAGUGUUUUUAAAAUAUCUAUGUACCAGGGCUGUUCAUAAAUUAAGUUAGUAAACACAGGCCGAAAUGAUUCCAACAUAAACUCGACUAGACUUAGCUUGUGCACCUGAAGAUGGCUGGUUCAAUAUUUAUGACAACUGGAAAAUACUUAAUACCUCCUAAGCGACCACCCGAACCUGAACACAUCUAUAGCCCCCAAUAUCAGGAUCAAAUAUACUGCAAGUGUCACUGCCUACCUGCUUUACCAGCUACGAGUCAACAGAGAACUUUGAUUGGCCCAGAAGCUCUACAUGAUGAAGAAUGGAGUCGUCUAGGACCAAUGGGUCCACUUUUGGAACCAAAAGUUUUUACUGCUAAAGUUUCAGCAGCUCCUGAAUCUGAAAUCAGUAGGUUUAAUCAACCCAAUGUUUUUAUGGCCAAGAUAAAAGAAAAAUAUCCAUUUAUAUAUGAAUGUCUGAGGACAGCACCUCCUGAUGAUCUGAUCGCAAGAAUUAACAAAGAUAGGCUAGCCAGCAGCUAUCAGGUUGAUUACUGCCACAAACAGGAAUACCCCAACGCUCCCUAUGAUGAGUUAAUCAGGGCUGCAGGCGUUGAAGGAUUACGACCAUGUCCAGAACCUGUUAGAUUGCCAGGAGACGUUUGUCGGCCUAUUCCAAAGAUGAAAGGAUACGGAAGGAAUGGAGCGUUCACCAGUGAAGAAUUUGGAAGGAGACAAGGUGGAGGGUCAUCUCGUGGUGGUUUUAUUAAGGAGGACUUAAAACAAGUUCUUGGUGCUUGUAAAGGAGGAACUUUUACCAUAACUCCUGGAUAUACAGAAUAUAUGGAUACAUUCUCCCGUUUAGGAACACUAAUAAUACGAGAUGGGUUGCACGAUCCAGUUAGAAGAUCUAAAAGACCAAUUUUUUAAAUUGUAUAUUAUUAAAUGUAUUCAUGUGUAUGUAUAUUAUAUAGUAUAUGUCUGAAUUAGCUAAAACGUGUCUUUAAAAGAAUUAUCAUAUUGAUAUUAAAACACAUAUUUCUUG
Molecule: messenger RNA, 1091 nt
Organism: Diabrotica virgifera virgifera (western corn rootworm)
Lineage: Eukaryota; Metazoa; Arthropoda; Insecta; Coleoptera; Chrysomelidae
Exons: 6
Coding region: 182-976 (264 amino acids)
Source: RefSeq, a predicted model, not a curated record